GGCGCAAAUCCUUCUCAUCUUGAAAAAAAGAUAGGCAAAGACCAGUUUCCUACCAAUGAGCAUUAUUACGGCCUAGUAAACUUUGGCAACACCUGUUACUGCAAUUCUGUCCUUCAAGCACUUUUCUUUUGCAAACCAUUUCGCAACAGAGUUCUACUUUACCGACAACAAAGCAAGGGUCAAAAAAAGGAGACCCUGCUUAGUUGUCUGGCCGAUCUUUUCUUCGCAGUUAGUACAAAGAAGAAGAAAGUCGGUCAAAUUCCACCCAAAAAAUUUGUGCAAAGGCUCAAACGAGAAAAUGUGCUGUUUGAUAAUUAUCUUCCCCAGGACGCUCAUGAAUUCCUAAACUACCUCCUUAAUCAAAUUGCAGAUAUCCUUCAAGCUGAAAACGCAAGCGAGGAGGCGAACAAAAAGCCAGGUGCUGCAGACACUGAAUGUGCCGCUUCAGUAAAUGCGCGCACGUGGAUUCAUGAAAUUUUUCAGGGUACACUGACGAACGAGACAAGAUGCCUGAAUUGUGAGACCGUGCGGACAAAGGAUGAAGAUUUCUUAGAUCUGUCUGUGGAUAUAAAGCAGUACACGAGCAUCACAAAUUGCCUGCAGUGCUUCUCAAAUACUGAAACCAUUCAAUCGGAAAAUAAGUAUUACUGUGAGGUGUGUCGGUGCAAGCAAGAAGCCCAGAAAAGAAUGCGAGUAAAGCGGUUACCCGAACUUCUGGCACUGCAUCUCAAGAGGUUCAAAUACUCAGAAAAUGCUAAUCGUUUCAUCAAGCUAUCGUACUACGUCCCAUUUCCCCAGGAACUCCGUCUCUUUAACACCUCAGAUGACGCAACCAAUCCCGAUCAACUGUACGAGCUAAUGGCUGUAGUAGUUCAUUCGGGCUCAGGACUUAACCGUGGUCACUAUAUCAGUUUGGUCAAAUCCGAUGGCAUUUGGCUCCUAUUUGACGAUGAAUACGUUGACAAAAUUGACCCGGCAAACAUUUGUGAUUUUUUCGGAACAACGUCCGAUGCCUCAAAGACGUCCGAUUCAGCCUACAUUCUUUUCUACCAAGCUUGUCAUGCACCGCUUUCUACAGAUGCCCCUUCUGCACCUCUUUCAACGACUCCCCAUGAGAGUGGACUGCCAAUUCCGUACACUACAAACGCUAUACGAUGA
Messenger RNA from Mesocestoides corti, 1158 nucleotides. The record is from the annotation of a GenBank genome assembly. NCBI's taxonomy places the organism in Eukaryota, Metazoa, Platyhelminthes, Cestoda, Cyclophyllidea, Mesocestoididae.